Molecule: messenger RNA, 954 nt
Organism: Symbiodinium necroappetens
Lineage: Eukaryota; Dinophyceae; Suessiales; Symbiodiniaceae
Source: the annotation of a GenBank genome assembly
AUGAAGGGAAGGGAGCCACAAUUACUGACAAUGGUCGUGGCACAUGUGGACAGGCCUGUUUGCGCCUCCACCCAGUCGCUGCUCACCUGGUCGCAGAUUCCCGAUGUUUUCAGGGAGGGAGAGCGAGAGAGCGAGAGAGAGCGGGCACAGGGGGAGUGGCUGCGCGGCGACCAGCCGCAGCGUGGCAAAGACUUGGAGUUGAGGUUCGACGACGCAGUGGACAAACUCCGGGAGAAGCCGAAGCCCGAGGUGAAUGAUGCCACGAGGCCGCCGAGCCAACGUGCUGCAAUCGCGGAGAAAGGCGCCUUCUCAAUUUGUGUGCCUGGUAGCUUCGGACCAGCGGAUGGGGAGGAGCUUUCAGGUGCCCAGCUCAUCGGAGAGUCCCUCGCAACACUCUCCGGGGAAGCUGACUUCGACAAGUGGCACGUCUUCUUUGCCGGCGAGAGAUUGGACGGCGAGGAGUCCUUUCUGCUGGCGAAGAAGCUCUGGAUAGACAGCUGUGGAAUUCCGGAGUCUCAGGUUCAUCCGGUUCCACAAGGAAUGCCUGCGGAGGGGGCUGCAGCUCAAUACACGGCGGAAAUUUGCAUGCAGGAUGAGACCAUCCUGGUAGACAGCGAUCAGGGCCUCCCUGCGGUCGACCUGCUCCUUCUCGACAUGGCCAAAGAUGGUACCAUUGGGCGUUUGAAGCCAAACUCGCCUGAGGUAGAAGAAGCAGGCUCUGGCAAGGUGAUUUUGCCAGUUGAAGACGACGAUGCAGAGGCUGCCAUUGCAGCUCCUGACUUCAUGAAUGCAGCACGGACGGCAGUGAUCGUGGCGACGGGUGCUGCGGCCGCUGCUUCGGUCAACAAAGCCCUUGACAGCGCCAGCUCGGCCUGCCCGGCUAGUCUGAUUCGGACGGACAAAACGAUAUGGCUGCUUGACGCCGAGAGCGCACAGGAUGUGAGCGAGCCGUGA